AUGGCAGUACAUGAGGCGCUUGGGUUCGCCCGGCGAAUAGCGGGUAGCUUUGUAGACGGCAAAUCUCGAAUUGCGAUAGCGCUUCGCAAUGAAACAUACCUUCUCGAUUUUUUGGAGCAAGAUUUCGAAGGAUCAGAUUUAGAGGGCGCUAUAUGUCAUUUCAUCCUCACAGAGCUCCAGAACUACAGCAAUAUACACGCUGAGAAGAUACUUGGAGCCGCACUUUCCAAGUCUUUACAUGCGCACUGCCCAUCCCUCUGCCCACGUUUGUGGCUGGAGCUAGAUAUUAUAGCAAUUCUACUACAUGAGGAGCCAGGCGCAGAACAUAUAGUGGGCUCAGAAGCUGUCACACAUCUGAAAGGAAAGGGGAUCGAUGAGCAAGCUGAAUCUGUGUCCCGGAAGUGCAUCAGAUUUUUCGGUCCAAACAAACUGCCAUUUCUACAUGUGGAUUUUCUCGGAGCGGUAGAAGUUGAUUCUGGAUUUCAUAUCCACAUUGCAGAUCUUGAAUCAUUCUCAAAAACAGUGCGAUCAAAGACUUGGUCGGGAGUACAACAUUAUGUUGAGGACUUGACGCGUCGAAAGGUGAAGAUUGCUUUCUUCAGUGCGACACCCCAGGGUGGCGGCGUCGCGCUGAUGCGUCAUGCGCUCGUCCGAUUUUCACAUAUACUUGGUGUCGAUCUCAAAUGGUACGUGCCGAAACCACGACCGGGUGUCUUUCGUAUUACCAAAACAAAUCAUAACAUCCUCCAAGGAGUUGCUGAGCCGCAUGAGCGACUGGACCUGGACCAACAAGGAGUACUAAUGGAUUGGAUUGAAGACAAUGCGCGCAGAUAUUGGACGCGGAAGGGCGGUCCUCUAUGUCGAUCUUCUGAAGGCGGUGCUGAUAUUAUCAUUAUUGAUGACCCUCAGAUGCCUGCCCUAAUCCCUAUUGCGAAACAGGUAGACCCAAAAAGACCUGUGAUUUAUCGCAGCCAUAUUCAGAUGCGAAGUGAUCUAAUUUCGACUCCUGGGAGCCCUCAGUCGGAGGUAUGGGAUUUCCUGUGGGCUUAUAUUAAGCUCGCAGACAUUUUCAUCAGUCACCCAGUGGCUGCAUUCGUUCCUCACAAUGUUCCCAGGGAAACACUUGGCUACAUGCCGGCAUCUACGGACUGGCUAGAUGGAUUGAACAAAGAUAUGAGGGACUGGGAUUAUGCUUACUAUGGGCGUAUCUUCAACCAUGAUUGUCGAAACGCUGGUAUGCCGCCGAUCAACUAUCCGGAUGAUCAGUAUAUUGUUCAGAUAGCUCGAUUUGACCCGUCCAAAGGGAUCAUAGGUGUUUUGAAAUCGUACGCGGAGUUUCGACGCCUACUAGCCGAACACUCCCCCAACGUAAAGGCACCCAAGCUUCUGAUAUGCGGCCAUGGUUCAGUAGACGAUCCUGAUGGUUCUCUUGUCUACGAUGAUGUGCUCAAGUGGAUCAGGCAGAAUGCGUCUGCGCUGUCCGACGAUAUUACCGUCAUGCGUCUGGGUCCAUCUGAUCAGGUCCUGAAUACCUUGCUAUCUAAUGCAGCGAUUGUAUUACAACUAUCAGAGUGUGAAGGGUUUGAAGUGAAAGUUUCCGAGGCGAUCCACAAGGGCAAGCCUGUCAUUGCCACAAAAGCAGGCGGUAUUCCUCUCCAAGUUCAAGACCAGGUAAACGGAUUCUUAGUAGAAGUGGGCGACGUGCAGAGUGUAGCACAUCACUUGCUACGACUCUGGACUGAUUCCGACCUGUAUGGUCGGAUAUCUUCUUCCCGUUCUUCGUAUCGCGUUAGUGAUGAGGUUAGCACCGUUGGGCAAGCUCUCAAUUGGUUUUAUUUGUCCUCAUUAUUGACUCGAAAUAUGGGACUAAAACCCAAUGGGCGAUGGAUUCACGAUCUCGGACGCGAGUCUCUGGGACAAGUUUACACUAAAGCGGAGGGGAAAUUAAAGCGAGCUGUAGACGAAGCCGCUCUGUCCGUCUAA
This is a messenger RNA of Talaromyces atroroseus, 1983 nucleotides long. RefSeq lists its product as hypothetical. The transcript is spliced from 4 exons. The coding region runs from base 1 to 1983 and encodes 660 amino acids. Lineage: Eukaryota; Fungi; Ascomycota; Eurotiomycetes; Eurotiales; Trichocomaceae. The record is from RefSeq and is a predicted model, not a curated record. Gene Ontology annotation, molecular function: glycosyltransferase activity.